This is a messenger RNA of Lymnaea stagnalis (great pond snail), 11093 nucleotides long. Lineage: Eukaryota; Metazoa; Mollusca; Gastropoda; Lymnaeidae. The record is from the annotation of a GenBank genome assembly.
AGAAUGGCCACUCAUCUACUUAUCAGACAGUCGAGAACAUGGAGAUGGGAGAUACCAAUGUGGCUUCCAGUCCUAACGGCCAUGUGGUUGAUGCCAACAAAGAAUGCCAGGAUCUCGUUAUGGAGAAGAAAGAGUUUGACCACGGGAACUCAAGCCUCUGUUCUCGUGUCAUCAUGCGAGCACAGGAAGGCCUUAUCAAGGGAGCUCACUUACACAAGGUGAACUUGGAAAGGAAAACCAGCAACAAAUUCUAAUAUUAUUUUGAGAGUUAAUCUUUCUACGUAAGAAUUUGAAUUUAUUGUUGUGCGCCCCUCGGUUAAACAUUGGGAUCUGUGCACUAAAUUGUAUUACAUACAAAUUAAUAGUUUAAUGGGUUGAAUGGUUCCAAUUGUUCUUGUUCUGGGUUAUAUUAUUUCGGGUGUAGCAUUUUUUUAAGUUACAAAGAAAAUUAUAGUUCUAUUAGUGGUUUGUUUUAUUUCUUUCUAGACAUUUUUUUUUUCCUUUUGGCCGUGAAUUUUGUUUUGUUUGGUUUUAAAAAAAAAAAAAAAAAACAUUAAAAAAAAGAAAAAUUUUUUUUUUUUUUUUAUAUUUUUUUUUUUUUUCUUUUGGUGUUGAUUUUGUUUUUGUUUGUUGUAAAAAAAAAAAAAAAAAAAACAUUAAAAAAAAGAAAACGAAUUUCUGAUCUUUGCAGAAUAUCAUCAUGUCCGUUGUCGGCGCUGUCUUCUUAUUGCUCUACUUUGCCUACUUUGGAUACGCCAUGUACUACAGGUUUGGUGACGAGGGUUCCAUCCGGCUCUUGGUCUGCACAAUCAUAGGCGUGGUCAUGAUGGUCUACAACCUGGUCAUAGCCAAGAGGCUGGGUUUCUGCACUAUUCCACUGGACCGUUUUUUGAGUAGCACUGACCACAAGAAAGUUAGGAAAAUCAUACGAUGGUGAGCUCUUAAUCAACACUUGUAGUUAAAGUUAAUAUAAGUAUUUCUAUUUUAAUUAUGUUAAUGGCUUCUCAGUUUGCUCACAAUCUCCCAAGGAAUUAAUGAUGAAAAUGUACUACAAAUUAUAUUUAGACUUGCGAUUACAUGCCAAACAAUUACAGUCGCACUCUUUAUUCAGCGGUGAUUUUUCUUCUUAAGAAUCGAACGUUUGGAAAAAAUAAGGUCAAACAAUUUGAAUAAGACUUUCAGUUUCAGGAGGUUUGGUGAUUAAUGUUAUUGAAAGGGAAGCUCCCAUUCCCAUCCCCCACUUUUUUUUCCGGGGUCAAAUACAUCGAUCAAAAUCAGUGUCACUUAUACGAGCGAUGCUGAUUUUGAUAUCAUUUUGUGAUUUAGUUGCAAUCUACAUUGUCCGAAGACGAAUAUAAUUUCUAAAAAAAAAAAAUCUUUUUGUCUUGGCAAAGUGAGUAUGUCAUGCAAAUAAUUUUAAAGAGACAUUUCUUUAAUUCACUACAUACUUUUACGCAAGCCAGCAAAAAGCUCUCCAAACUAACUUUCCUUUAUGGCGUGAAGUGAAAAGUGACAUUCCCAUCAGUCUAGAUUUGUGUUCGUACAGCUAUGCACCAGGAACGUAAAGGCAAGGUAAGCUGGUUCAAUCGGGAGAAAGCCAACGGGUCCAACGUUUUAGUCAAAGUUUUCUUUCUGUAAAAGCAUUAUGAAUCUUGGUCAAAUUCGUUGUAAGCAAUCUCUGUUUUUAGGGCUCUUUAUAUAUCAAGUGCAGUUGCCAUGGUGACGGUACUCAUCGUUGUCGUUGCACUAGAUGAACCCAGAAAUCUACUCUCACUGGCCGGACUCGCCGCAUUUAUUUUCAUCUGCUUCAUUACAUCGUACAGUCCUGCUAUGGUAAGGAUUGUGUAAGAUGUCGGCUAAGGUGGGUUGCAUGUAGGCUGUCUGCAUUGGUGAGUUGCGUGUACGCUUUCUGUUAUGGUGAUUAUUAUGUAAGAUGUCUUCUGCGCUGAGUUGCAUAUAAGCUAUCUGCUAUGGCGAGUUGCAUGUCAGCUGUAUGCUAUGGUGAGCUGCAUGUAAGCAGGGUUUUUUUUCAGGCAUCUCUAGGGGGGAAGGGGGCACUGACCCCCAGUGAAAGUCAAGUGCCCCCCGGGGCUAAAAAAGAAUGUUCAAAAACUAUGGAAUGAUUAUAUAUUAUUUUAAUCAAAAUAACUAGUGUCAUUUUUAAAAAGUUUUGUUUUUUUAAGUAUCUGGUGCCUUUAUCUGAUUACAGUUAGUGCAGUCUAUUAAAAAUCGUUACUCUCGACAUAUUUUAUUACAUAUAUAUAUUCAAGGCCAAUCUUGUUAAAAGCUUACAGUGUUCGAUUAUAAAUAUAUUACUGUCCACUCCAAAUUUUAAGCCGAAGUCUUACUUUCCGUUGUUGGCGCAUUUCGAUAUUUCAACUUUUUUCAAAUUCACAAAUUCAAAUAUUUGGCCGAUCUCCCUUUCACAAUACAAACUGUGCAAUUGUCAGAUAAUUCCGCACUUCAAAUAAAAAAAAGGGAGACUUGGUGAAAAACCUCAUCCUCCUCCUUUCUACGCCACUGGAAGGGGCGCAGCAUUAGUGGCGUAAGGGGACAUUAUUUAUUUUUAUGCCCCCCCCCAAUAACUCAGAACAAAAAAAUAUUUUCCAUUAAUAUCAUCAUUGUCCACUUUGGUGCCGCCUCUAGUCUGGCGCUCCGGGACGUAUGUCCCAUCUGCCACCCCGUAGCUACGUCUUUGGCCACUGCCCACUGGCAACUGGCACUGCCCCCCCCCCGAAUAUCUGAAAUCCUCCCCCCCCCGAGAAAAAGGUCUGAAACAAACACUGCAUGUAAGUUGUCAGCUAUGGUGAGUUGCAUGUAAGCUCUCAUCUAUGGUGAGUUGUAUGUAAGCUCUAAGCUAGGGUGAGUUGUAUGUAAGCUCUCAUCUAUGGUGAGUUGCAUGUAAGCUCUCAGCUAUGGUGAGUUGUAUGUAAGCUCUCAGCUAUGGUGAGUUGUAUGUAAGCUCUCAUCUAUGGUGAGUUGCAUGUAAGCUCUCAUCUAUGGUGAGUUGAAUGUAAGCUCUCAGCUAUGGUGAGUUGUAUGUAAGCUCUCAGCUAUGGUGAGUUGUAUGUAAGCUCUCAGCUAUGGUGAGUUGCAUGUAAGUUCUCAGCUAUGGUGAGUUGCAUGUAAGCUCUCAUCUAUGGUGAGUUGCAUGUAAGCUCUCAUCCAUGUUGAGUUGUAUGUAAGCUCUCAGCUAUGGUGAGUUGCAUGUAAGCUCUCAGCUAUGGUGAGUUGUAUGUAAGAUCUCAUCUAUGGUGAGUUGUAUGUAAGCUCUCAUCUAUGGUGAGUUGUAUGUAAGCUCUCAGCUAGGGUGAGUUGUAUGUAAGCUCUCAGCUAUGCUGAGUUGUAUGUAAGCUCUCAGCUAUGGUGAGUUGCAUGUAAGCUCUCAGCUAUGGUGAGUUGUAUGUAAGCUCUCAUCUAUGGUGAGUUGCAUGUAAGCUCUCAUCUAUGUUGAGUUGUAUGUAAGCUCUCAGCUAUGGUGAGUUGCAUGUAAGCUCUCAGCUAUGGUGAGUUGCAUGUAAGCUCUCAUCUAUGGUGAGUUGCAUGUAAGCUCUCAUCUAUGGUGAGUUGUAUGUAAGCUCUCAGCUAUGGUGAGUUGCAUGUAAGCUCUCAUCUAGGGUGAGUUGUAUGAAAACUCUCAUCUAUGGUGAGUUGUAUGUAAGCUCUCAGCUAGGGUGAGUUGCAUGUAAGCUCUCAUCUAUGCUGAGUUGUAUGUAAGCUCUCAGCUAUGGGGAGUUGCAUGUAAGCUCUCAGCUAUGGUGAGUUGCAUGUAAGCUCUCAGCUAUUGUGAGUUGUAUGUAAGCUCUAAGCUAUGGUGAGUUGUAUGUAAGCUUUCAUCUAUGGUGAGUUGUAUGUAAGCUCUCAUCUAUGGUGAGUUGCAUUUAAGCUCUCAGCUAUGGUGAGUUGCAUGUAAGCUCUCAGCUAGGGUGAGUUGUAUGUAAGCUCUCAGCUAUGGUGAGUUGUAUGUAGGCUCUCAUCUAUGGUGAGUUGUAUGUAAGCUCUCAUCUAUGGUGAGUUGCAUGUAAUCUCUCAUCUAUGGUGAGUUGUAUAUAAGCUCUCAGCUAUGGUGAGUUGCAUGUAAGCUCUCAUAUAUGGUGAGUUGUAUGUAAGCUCUCAGCUAUGGUGAGUUGCAUGUAAGCUCUCAGCUAUGGUGAGUUGUAUGUAAGCUCUCAGCUAUGGUGAGUUGUAUGUAAGCUCUCAGCUAGGGUGAGUUGUAUGUGAGCUCUCAUCUAUGGUGAGUUGCAUGUAAGAUCUCAGCUAUGGUGAGUUGUAUGUAAGCUCUCAGCAAGGGUGAGUCGUAUGUAAGCUCUCGUCUAUGGUGAGUUGCAUGUAAGCUCUCAUCUAUGGUGAGUUGUAUGUAAGCUCUUAUCUAUUGUGAGUUGCAUGUAAUCUCUCAGCUAUGAUUAGUUGUAUGUGAGCUCUCAUCAGUGGUGAGUUGUAUGCAUGCUCUCAGCUAUGGUGAGUUGUAUGUAAGCACUCAGCAGUGGUGAGUUGUAUGCAUGCUCUCAGUUUUUGUGAGUUGCAUGUAACCUCUAAGCUGUGGUGAGUUGUAUGUAAGCUCACAGCCAUCGGGAGUAGUAUUUAAGCUCUCAGCUAUGGUGAGUCACAUGUAAGCUCUCAGCUAUGGUCUUUAUCUAGUUGCCUGACAGUCUAAGUUGUUAUAAUGUAUGCACGACACAACACAGGUCGUGGGCCAGUCAGCAUAGUUUUCAAUAGUUCUGUUAUAAUUACCUAUGGGCGUAUGCCUACACAUAUUCAGGAAUAAAUUAAAUGUGUUCUUUUCAAAGUGAUAAUUUAAGAUGAUUAAAUUGUUGAAAUAAAAUAGAUUUUAAAAAAAUAUAAGAAACAUAUUCCGGGCUUUAAAAAGUCAAUAGGCGAUUUCGUCGACAAAGAUUUUAAUUUUUGUAAAAUAAAGACAAAAGAGAUGAUAUGAAUUUAGAGGUGAUUAAAACAAUGUUGAAAAAAUAAUGAAGAAAAUAUUUUAGGAUUAUAAAAAUUUAUUUGCAGAGAAAGCCACAUAAAAUGUUAACAGUGUGUUUCAAGACUCACUUUAUAAAAAUUUAAAUAAUUGCCUUAUCAACGUCCGCAAAUCGACUCGUCGGUGGAACCGCCUGUCGGCGAAUUGGCGGUGGAGAAACGUCCGAUUCGGAGCAGCUUGUUUGCCUCACAGAUGUAGUGAUCAAUAUUAUUUUAAUAUCUAAGCUGUUGGCAUAAGUAAAAAGAGGAAAUAACUAUGGAAUUUAGCUGCUGUAAUACUUUGGUUAUGAGCAACAAUUAUUUUAUACAAUAUUACAAUCUUUUUUUAAUGUAUGCUUUUUAUUAGUAUUUUUAAUGUUCACAUCUAAUACUCAAUAAUGUCGUUUUUAUCCUUUGUAUGACGGCUUUUCUAUGAAACAUUUAUGGAUACAAUUUCAGGUGAACUGGCACCCGGUGUACAUGGGGUUUGUAGUCCAGUUCUUCUUUGCUCUGAUCAUCUUGAAAACCCGCUGGGGAUUCGAGACGUUCAACUGGCUGGGUGACCGCGUCACAGAGUUCCUGGCCUACAGCAACGCCGGGGCAGCGUUUGUGUUUGGCGACUACGCCAGGAUCGUAUCAUUCGAUGGUCAAGUUAUCGAGUUCACCGGAGUCUACACCCUGCAUUUCUUUGCGUUUUCUGUGAGUAGCUUUAUUUAGCACUUCUAACCUGCUUGCAAGACUGAUCAACAUUUUACAUAGGUUUUGUCAGCGUGCGAAGAUUAUUUUCAACUUAACUGGAUUGAAACUGAACUAAAAAUGUAAAAGUAAAUCGUUUUGCCGUUUCAUACAAGGGAAGUAAAUCAAUACGUUCUCUGAAGAAUUAAAAAAUAAAUCGAUUAUAAAUACAUUAUUUAUUUUUCAGAUUAUGCCAGUGGUCACCUUCUUCAGUACAGUUAUUGCUGUCCUGUACUACCUCGGCAUUAUGCAGGCCAUCAUAAAGGUCAUUGGCCGAUUUCUAUCCUUCUGGAUGGGGACAACUCCUGCUGAAUCAAUCAGCGUGGCCGCAAACAUAUUCGUUUCCAUGGUAACUGAGUUAGUUCUAUUACCUUUUUCAUGAACCGUCAAAUUUCGCAUCCUUAUCAAAAUGAUCUUCUGCCUCAGCUGUAAGCCAUAAAAUCAUGUCGUCUUAGUCAACAUGAAGCAUUCAUUUAAAACUGGAAAUAAGCGGAAUCCACUCAUCUUAGAAACUGCUAAAGAAAGUAAGAAAGCCUCGUGCCCAGCUGUCAUACCUACUUGCGCUAGUGUCCCCACAAAGCAUUCUUGAAAGGAUCAGCUCGUAUAAAAUGAAUAGAAAAUUAUAUUAUUAAUUAGGACGAAAUUUAAAAAAAAAAAGUUGCUACUCUCAACUGAAUCGUAAAAAAGGGGAUGCACCUAUAAAUUGGAAUGUAAAUAUUUAAGCCAGAUCACAGCACCCAUUGAACUGCGGAGACGUAGGCACGUGAUCAACCUUUCCCUCGGGAGAUAUUCUGUCGGUGAUCACUGGAAGUUAGGGAAAAACUGUUUCAAGAUACAAUUUAAUUAGAACACGUGUUUUAACACAUGUCUCAGUGUGCCGACGUCUAAUGAUUUGUCUAUAUCUCAGACAGAGGCACCUUUAAUGAUUCGUCCAUUCCUGCCUAAAAUGACCAGCUCUGAGCUCCACACUGUGAUGGUGGGGGGCUUUGCCACAAUCGCUGGAAGUGUUCUGGGAGCUUACAUUGGAUUCGGGGUAAAUCUUUUAAUACGAAUAAUUUACUUUAUGUCAUAAUAAUUAAUCUUGACAUAAAAACGUAAAACAUGGCUUUAUUUAAAAAAAAAAACAAAGUCGUAAAUAUUUAUGAAUAUAUGCCUGGAUAUAAUGCUGAAGGACUGCGCUGCACAUACUCAAGUGUCUUGAUACAAUUUACACUGAUGCAUUUAAAAAAAAAAUUAUUAUUAUUUCUGAUUCUUGCCACGAUACAAUAUAAAUCGCACAUACAAACACGAACUAUGUCCAACAGUUCAAGGGUUAUAGUCACUGUCGUUUAUCACCAACCUGACCGACUUCUAGGUGCCCGCUGAUCACUUGCUCUCGGCCUCAGUCUUGUCUGCCCCGGCGGCGCUAGCAAUAUCCAAACUGCUGUACCCUGAAAUCGAAGUGCCCGUGGUCAAACCUGAAGACUACGACAAAAUGGAAAAAACGUACGUGCUUUAAGGAAUCAUUAGCAAAAGACUGGUAGCUGUAAAUAGCUUAUUGGGUACAUCUGCUCAUAAAUACAUUAGAACUCAAAGAAUAAAAUUAGAGCAACUCAGUCAUUGUUUGCCAUUCGAUGAGAUAAUAAUUUGAUUUGGCGAGCUUAUUCUUUAAAUUUGAUAUUUUGAUUAUAAAGAUGAAGGCUCCCUCUACCAACGUAAUAACUAUUUUAACUUUAAAAAAAAGAAAAGAUUUAGUAUGAAUUUUUAAAACAACUUAUGAUGAAAACAAAUAUUUCGGUAAAUUAUAAUUAACUAUAGCAUAUUGUUUAUUGGUUAAACAUGUCUAACUAUUAUAUCCUCUUGUCCUUAAAUAUAACUCUAGCAGCUAGAGUAACUACAGAGUCUGAGUUUAUAUAGCGUCUAGAAUAACUACUGGAGACGUAGAGUUUCUUAAGUAGCCAUAAUAGAGAAACCACACUGGUUAGACCUUACAAAUUACACAAAGUGACUACAUCAGCUAUUGAGUAACACGGAUGUCUUUCUUAUCUGUUCAUAGAACAAGCUGUCUCAAUAAUUGUGAAAACGACUCACGUUAUUAUGGUGUACAGUAGUUUUAAACAGAUUUAUAUUUGUACACUUAUUUCAUAGUCCGUGUACGAGUCCAUUUUGUUUACCCCCCACAGUGGAGAAAGUAACGUCAUUGAAGCAGCUUGUAACGGCGCCAACAUCUCGGCUAAAAUCAUAGCAGCUAUAAUCGUCAACGUCAUGGCUUUCCUCUCACUCUUGAAAUUUGUCAACGCCACGCUGACCUGGUUUGGUGACAGGGUUGGAGUUCAAAACCUGACCUUUGAGGCAAGUAUCGUCCAAUGUCGUUUUUUUUUAAUGUACACAUCUCAUUGUACACAUCUCAUUGUACACAUCUCAUUACCUGAGAGGAAAGUAUAGAAAAUACAAUGAAUGUCACUUCGACGUCUACACAUAGGAAAUGUCACUUAUUGUUAGGAUUUCGAAAGGUUGCGUUUAAUUUAAAUUUAAAAGCUUUAUACUAUUCGAAACUCUUAUAAUUACUUCUAAUCUGUUCUUUGUAAUACAAUGACUGUCAACAUUAUCUGUAUUUCCGUUGUAAGACAACUCCAUACGUAUCACUUAAUGUCAAUCAACAGCUGAUCUGCUCUUACGUCCUCUAUCCCAUUGCACUGUUCAUGGGCACUGAGCCAGAGGACUGUCGCAAAAUGGCGGAACUCGUUGGACUUAAAACGUUCACCAAUGAAUUUAUUGCAUACGAGUAAGUUAUCACUUCAUAUAGGUUACACUAAGUGAAGGUGCAACCAAUGGUGUAACAAUCCUGACAUUUAUGUUGAUGAUAAUAAUACAAUACUAUCACUACUACUACUGAUAAUAGAAAAGUUAGAGCUAGAUGUUUUGUUAUUAAGAAGUUAGUGUGUCGGUGUCACUCAAAGGGGUGAACUCAUGGUGUCAGCCCCGUCACCACCCCUUCUUUCCUGACUUCCCGCAUCGAUCUCUCUGAAUCUCCCCGUAUUAGAGCUCAUAGAAUUCACUUAAAGUUAAGUUAUUAAAUUGACGUUAAUUCAACCAACGGCAUCUGGGACCACUGUGUUGCAAACGUCAUUACGGGCGCCUUUGUCAUAAAUUAACACAUUUUAUGCUUCCAUGAGAUCCGAUUAUGGACCUGAUACAAGCGCUUACGAAUCAAUCUGGUGGGAACCUGCUCUUGUUUUUAAAUUUUACGAUCGGUAAUGCAGGUGACGCGAAAGAGAGUUCGGUCAAAAAUGUCCGUAUUCAUUUUGGUGUCACGCCCUUGUGAGGGUGUCUACCGGUCCAGCCGCAUACCACACACUCCCAGUUUAGGUUACUGGGCUAUUUGUAGGAGGCGGAGAAGUAGUAAUGUUGGUAAUAAUAAUUAUUAUUCACUCUAUCUAGUAAUACUUCAGUUUUUAAAUUAAAAUAUGUGUUGGGGCACUUUUUGGUCUCGUCUACUCUUCGAAUAUCACAAUGCUCCAAUUUAAGAUACAAUUUCGAUAUCAGGAAAUUAUCAGGACUAAUCAAGAACCGAAAGAUAUAUCUUAACUACGUUGUUACACAUGCACAAAACUACUCGAGCUACGUAGACGGCGAUGACCUGGUCUUAGGCGAUGGGACGAGACUGCUCAAUGGCAUAAUGUCGGUACGUGUGUAAUUUAGGAAUAAUUUCGGUACGGGUGUAUUGUUGGUAUUCGUUAAAAAAAUAUUGGAAUAAUGUUGAUACGUAUGUAAUGUCGGUAAGCAUGGCAAGCAGAGAAUAACAGCGCAUCCUACAGAAACUAUACACAUAAUUAAACUAUACACAUAAUUGGCAGAAACUCAACAAUUAUAAAAAAAUGUGACAAAUUCAUUUAGUUUUUUUUUUUCGUUUCAGCAAAGGUCACAGAUCAUAGCCACAUACGCCCUAUGCGGUUUUUCAAACAUCGGCUCUAUGGGGAUCCUUCUAGGGAGUAUGUCUGCCAUGGCACCACAGCGAAAGUCAGCAAUGUCCAAAAUAGUCCUUAGAGCCAUGAUUGCAGGAAACAUAGCGUGCUUCUUUACGGCGUGUAUAGCAGGUGAGUUGAUUCAAGUGUUAGAUGUAUUUCAAGGGGUCACUUAUACGCCUAAUCCAUUUAGCAGGUGAGUUGACGGUACUUUACGUUCAAAGCUCUUGAUUUACGCGAUGCUAUCGGAAAGUCCCGGGACUGACUCUAAGAAAAUCAGCUGGGAACUAAGAUUAUAGCGGCGUGAGUCAUCUUCAGAUAUCCUGCGUGAUGAUAUGAAUGUACCCUCUACAACCAACUCCCGUCAUGUGACAAACCCCCUGAUCUGUUUGUCAGCGAUCCUCCUCGACUUGUAGAUUGAUUACCUCAACAGCUUCAAUCAUUUAGCCGGUGACUGGUUUUUCUGAAAGUUAUUUGCCAUGAAACGUGCGUGCCAUUCAAAAUUCUGCGUUAUUUUUUUUUUACCCAUAAUGAGAUAUCAUAGCUGCCCUAGCAUGAGGUUAACACAAACAAUGGUAGCAACUAAACUCUAGCAAACAGGGUAGCGCAACUCGGCACACAGAUUCAGGAGACCUGGACGCAAAGACAUUCAACGUGAAAGCUGUGUUGGGGGAGCGGUAAAGUCUAGGAGAAUCCAACCUCUGAAAUUGCUGGUGUCACUGCGUGCAGUGGGUGUUUGGUUUGCAUGUUGUUGAGAUUUCAUUGCUGUUCAUUACUAUGACUUUUAUCUAUGAAUUACUCUGAAUUAAUGGCUUGCUUAUUGAAAGAAAUGGAUAUAUAACUGAGCCAAAUGUACAUAAAUUGUUUCCUUUUCAGGUUUAUUUUUCCAAGAAUUCAAGUAAAUGCAAUGUAGAGUAAUACUCAUGACCUUGACAAAAUCUUACAGCUGCACAGAAUAUCUUUAAUUCAAGUUGUUUAUUAAAUAGUAUUUUUGUCAUGAGAAAAUAAAAUUCAGCAGAAAACGUAUAAUGUCGUUUUGAAAAGAAUUAAAUAAUUGGCAAUAUAUUUUAUGCAUAGCCUCUCCCUGUGUGUCUGUCUGUCUCACUCUCCCUCUCUAACAUACUCAUACACACAGACACACACACACAUAUAUAUACAAACACGCAAACUCGCACACAUUCUCUUGGAAUUUUCUCAUUAUUGGAAUCCACAUUCUCUUACUGUCUGUCUCUCUCUCCCCCCCCCCCUCAACCACCCUCUCGUUUGUCUUAAGAUUGUAAAUACUUCUUUAAGGGCACUUUGUGUGUAACACCAACUUAUUGUUUAAGAAUUAAAUAAUUUACUACGACACUUGACUUUUUCGAGUAAAACUUUGUACAAACAUCCCUUUUCAGUCACUGUGGUGACACAAUAUUGUACACACAAUAUUUGUUAAAACGAUUAGAGACCCCCCCCCCC